AUGUCCAACAACAGAAUCUUCGUUGCUCGUCUCCCAUGGUCUGUCUGCAAGAUCGCCCUCAGAAACCACUUCUCCAAGUUUGGUUCCAUUACUGAUGGUUACGUCGUAUUAGAUCGUAUUACUCGUCGUUCAAAGGGUUACGGUUUCGUCACCUACUCAACCAACGAAUCUGCUCAACAAGCUAUUGCCGUCCAACACGAAAUGGAAGGUCGUCAAUUGGUUGUCAACAUUGCCUUUGAUAAGAACACCCCAAAGGUAGACUCCCCAAUGGAUAUGGAAGACUUGAAGCAAUAA
Cavenderia fasciculata is the source of this 294-nucleotide messenger RNA. RefSeq lists its product as uncharacterized. Gene Ontology annotation, molecular function: RNA binding. The record is from RefSeq and is a predicted model, not a curated record. Lineage: Eukaryota; Evosea; Eumycetozoa; Acytosteliales; Cavenderiaceae. Bases 1 to 294 code for a protein of 97 amino acids. The transcript has 3 exons.